CACACACAGAGCCUGACACACAGCCCGGUAACUGCAGGGACAGUUGAUCACACUGUACCCACCACAAGGCUGACAGCAUCCCUGGGAGAUCAUCUACAGCCCCGGCUGGACAGAGCUUGGCUGGCUUGACCUGACCCCCUGUGUACCUGGCGGCUAAACAGGUAUUCCCGUCACUGUCACACGCCAAGUGUUGAAUCUUCGGGUGGACAGGACGUGGGGUGAUUGCCGGUGCACCCAUCGUCCUUCAAACUGUCACCGUUACUGCGCUCAGCUGUGGGUGGACUUGUGGACGUAUCAUCUGGAAAUCUACCUUUGCCUUGAAUCCAAACAGUCAGCCCAACUGAGCCCAUGCGUUUAUUGCGCUGGGACAUAGGCUCACAGAUCGCUAUAUCUCGACUAACCAUUGCCACCAACUGAAACCUGACCUCCUCAGCAUCGCCAGAACAACUUUGCGCGGUGCAGAGAUCAGAAGCCACCGGAAUCAGCCCGAGGCUUCGAGAAGAUUGGAAGCAGAGACGGUUUUUACAGGCUCUCACGGGACCAGAAAAAGCAAUGGGUCUCCUGGACACAGGCUCCAUCAGCAGAGUCUUCAGGCAAUACUACGACAACGAUACGAUCUUCAUACAUUAUAAUCAUACCGGGAAGCUCGGUACACCGGGGCGGUACAAGACGGGGAUGAAGAUCGAGGCUAUACUGUCUCUGAUAAUGUGUGUGUUUAUAGUGCUGGAGAACCUGUUGGUGCUGAUAGCCAUAUGGAGGAAUAAGAAGUUCCACCUCCCGAUGUAUUACCUCCUCGCCAACUUGACGGUGUCUGACCUACUGGCCGGCGUCAGCUACAUGGUUAACAUCCUACUCUCGGGUGCCAACACCCUGAGACUGACGCCGCUGCUGUGGUUCCUGAGGGAGGGCGGCGUGUUCAUCACCUUGGCGGCUUCUGUCUUCAGCCUCCUGGCCAUCGCGGUGGAGCGGCACAUCACCAUGGAGAGGAUGAAACUGUACCACGAGGAUAAACGGUACCGGAUGCUCGCGUCCGUCGCCGGGUGCUGGGCCGUCGCGGGGUUGCUGGGCAUCCUCCCGAUCCUGGGGUGGAACUGCAUCGGGAAGCUGGUCGACUGCUCCACGGUGCUGCCGCUCUAUUCCAGGUACUACGUGCUGUGUUGCAUCGCGGUCUUCAUCGCCAUCCUGCUGGCGAUCGUGGUGCUGUACGUGCGCAUUUACCUCCUGGUGAAGGGCAGCAGCCCCCACAUGAGCAGCCUGAGGGGCGGCGGCGCCAAGAAGUCACACAAGUACAUGGCCCUCCUGAAAACUCUCACCAUCGUGGUGAGCACUUUCAUCCUGUGUUGGCUGCCUCUGUUCAUCCUCCUGCUCUUGGAUUUUUUCGGCCGCGUUGGCUGGAGUUGGAUCCUUUACAAGUCCGAUUACUUCCUGUUCCUGGCCAUACUGAACUCAGCCUUGAACCCCAUCAUUUACACGUGGACCAACAAGGACAUGCGCCGGACAAUUGUGCGGCUCCUGUGUCUGGCCAAGGAAGGGGAGAAGACCCAGUGCUUCGGGGUGCUGAUGUCCGAGUGCAGCAGUCAGCUUGACAGAUCUUCCCACAGGCACGAAGCUCUCAACACCACGCUGUCCUCUGGAAACGCGCCGCAAUCGCCAACCAGAACCUCUUUUGCCUAACGGUGCCAUUGGUCUCUCACUCUGGGCUGUACAAUUGCUUCUGUUUGGGCUGCCAUUCCAUUCCAUUCCAUUCCAUUCCACAGCCAGUAAAUUGCUCCGUGGAGCUUAACCAAAGAGGCGUCUCCAUGACCAAAUGGCCUUCAAAGCUUCUAGAGUUGAUGCAAUCAUGUUUUUAUAUGGAACUCCCAACAUAUUUCAGCCUGCUCGGUUAGUUGGUACUGUACCGCCUUGGUGUGUUAGUACUAAACUGCUUGGAAAGCACUUUGCAGAGUUCGGGCUUCGAAGGUUAUAAAAGCCAGGUUGCAAUAGUAAAUUGGUUAGCCUAGUUGCAGACUACCAACCUGCCUGCGUUGGUGAUUUAGGAUUAGAUCUAAGGUGAAAAUCUGAAACAAAAACCCAGCUGUGAUGCAUAUUUCCACAAGAACUUGCAUUUCUGUAGCGCCUUUCUCAGAACGCUGAAGUUUGGUGUCAGACCUAUUGGAGAGAAUCUGCCUUCCUACUCAGAGUAACCUGGUAUAAAGGCAUUAACCUAGUUUUGUCAACGGUGACCAGCAAAAUAAGUAUGCAAAUUUUCGUCGAAAACUGCAGGAGAGUUUUCUUCCUUCCACCUAUUGAAUCUUGUGCUGUGACCUUUCGAUCCGCUUGGACUGUGGAAGCUGUUUCCGUGGGAGUUUUUGUCACUUUGGAGUGAAUGGGACUAGCUUUCCCUGGCUGGCAGACUGUAUCCCUGAAUGAAUGGAUCAGACAUGCUGAAUGUUAACUUUUGAGAAGGCACAAGGGAAGACUGUAAUCCUGGAAGGUUUCAAACUUGAGAUCAGUUGGAUAUUGUACAACUGGAAAUAUCAAAACCUUCCCAGUGAUUCGUGUGGGACUACGGCAGCUAUGCACAUCUGUGCACCAAUGUUCCUGUAUCAAUAGCACAAGCAGCGCUGGAGCAUUGUAAUAGAGGUCCCAAUAUCAGCAUUUACAUAUCCCAGCUAUAUGUGAAGUGACUGCACUUGCAAACUGUUUGUAUCUGUAACUGAAUGUUUUUUAUAAUAAUAAUCCUUGCAUUUGAUAUAGCGCUUUUCAUGUC
Messenger RNA from Callorhinchus milii (elephant shark), 2749 nucleotides. RefSeq names its product sphingosine 1-phosphate receptor 1-like. Gene Ontology annotation, cellular component: membrane. Lineage: Eukaryota; Metazoa; Chordata; Chondrichthyes; Chimaeriformes; Callorhinchidae. The transcript is spliced from 2 exons. Gene Ontology annotation, biological process: G protein-coupled receptor signaling pathway. Gene Ontology annotation, molecular function: sphingosine-1-phosphate receptor activity. The coding region runs from base 553 to 1674 and encodes 373 amino acids. The record is from RefSeq and is a predicted model, not a curated record.